Molecule: messenger RNA, 3968 nt
Organism: Sorex araneus (European shrew)
Lineage: Eukaryota; Metazoa; Chordata; Mammalia; Eulipotyphla; Soricidae
Gene: MAFA
Product: MAF bZIP transcription factor A
Exons: 1
Coding region: 2056-3429 (457 amino acids)
Biological process (GO): regulation of transcription by RNA polymerase II; retinal rod cell development
Cellular component (GO): nucleus
Molecular function (GO): RNA polymerase II cis-regulatory region sequence-specific DNA binding; DNA-binding transcription factor activity, RNA polymerase II-specific
Source: RefSeq, a predicted model, not a curated record
UCAGUCUCCCCAGGGCUCUGGCCCUUUGGCCCAGCUCCAAGGGGCUCCUGUGGGUCUAGCUUAGGCCUCUGCAUCUGAGCAGGUCCCACAGCCCAGCUGAGGUGGGCACAUGCUAUACCUCAAACCUCAGCAUGAGCUCUCAAGGGCCCUGCCGGAAUUUGGGGUCAGUUGCUGGUGAUUGUGGCUGCUGGACUUAGCCUGGUCAUGGGUGUCCCUGCGCCCACUCACUCCCAGGGGCAGAGCUGGGGAGCCCUGAGCCUUGAGGUGGAGGGCGGGGCUAUACCUGCGUAGCAGGAGGUGCCCCAGGCCUAACCUUUGACUUUGGAUUGGGGGUGGGGCUCAGGAGCGUUAUUUGCUAUGGAGGUGGACUAGCCCAGCCCCUCCCCAUCUCUGUAAACCCCCAUCCCUGUAAACGAGGGGACACUGGCACACCUCAGACCCCAGAGGGGCCUCAUGGGGGCCGUUGUCCAACUCUGCCUGUCACCUGACCCCUCCUCAGAGGCAGCUUUGGGAGCCCACAGGUUUGUGCCACCUUAUGUGUGUAGCAGCGAGAGGGUGAGAUUGGGAGCAGAUGGGGCCCGCCUACAGCCCUCCACCCUCAGACCAGGGGCAGCUCAGAACCUCCUCACCUGGGCCUUUGGGCAUCCACCCAGCCCAGAGCAGAGCCUGUGAGGUGGCAUGCGAUGCACUGCCUGGGCCACAGUGCCCUACACUGACCUGUGAGUGCCUGAAACCUCAGCCCCACCAAGCGCCAGGUGGGGCACCUCAGGGCAUCUCACCCUUUGAUCUCGGAGCAGCGAGUGGGCCUAACUGACAGCUGUGACAUCUGAGAGAUCAGGAGCCAGGGGUCCCAGGCCCUAGCCCCGCCUUUUGCUCCACUGAAUCAUGUCAUCAGUGUCCAAGUGGCCAUAGCAGAAAAACGGUUCCCAGGGGGCCAGAGUGCUGGUACAGCGGGAGAGGGCUUUUGCCUUGCACAUGACCAGCCCAGGUUCCUGGCACCCCAUACGGUCCCCUAGGUCAUGCCAAGAGUGAUUCCCAAGUGCAGAGGCAGGAAUCACUCCUGAGCCCCACUGGGUGUGAGCCCCCCACAAAAAAAGAAAAAUAGUUCCUGCCCUUGAUUAGAUGCAAAUAAACUCCCUAAUUUCUGAAGCUCUGCCUAGGAGAAGGAAGGAUGGGCACCUUUGGCCCCCAGGAAGAGGCUGCCCCCGCCUGCAGCUCCUCCAUCUCAGUGUGAUUCUGUCUGCAGAGCCUGACAGCUACAGCCCCUUCAAGACCCCAGUCUCCUGGCUGGGGCCCAGCGGCCCCUGAGCCGGAGUCCACACAGUGGGUCAGCGGGCAGGCCUGGCUGCCUGCCCCAUGACCAUGAGUGACCUAGGAGACAUGAGAGUGAGGUGAGGCAGCUGGUGUGGCUUGGCUCCUAACAGACGCAGGGGACAAGGUGCAGGCCUGGUGUGCCUGUGACGGGUCAAACUGCCUGGCCGGACCAACCCCCAACCCCCAAAAGACAGCCCCUUUAAGUGGGGGUCUGGGCUAACCUGCCCCUGCCCAGCCUGCGGGAAUGGAACGUGGGGUCCCGCCCAGCUCAGAGGUGCCAGCGGGUUUGUUGACUAGAUUCCUGCACCCGCCUGAACUUCUCGGCUAAAAAUAACUGGACCGCCCAGUGUCACCGGUUAGAGGCCAGAAGGUCCCGCAAAGUCGCUCUAGUGCGCGGGGAGCGCGGGACGGGUCUUCGCGAAGGCCGCUGCCCGCAGCUCGGCCUGGCCUUGGCGCCCCACAGGCCUGAGCCCAGAACCCAGCGAGGAGAGCCUUGCCCGGGUGUCCCGCACGGCCUGCGCCCCGCGCCGCCCCGCCCGCGCCCUGUGGCUGCCCCGUGCCGCCUGGCCGCGCCCGUGGACCCGAUGGGCCGCGUCCCCGCUCCCUCCGCUCCCGGGCCGUGCAGUUCUCGCGGCGGCCAGCAGGGGGACUUGCCCCUCCCGCGCGCGGCCCUUCACUUCGCGGUCCCACAGCUGUUCUCAGAAGUAGAUUGGCAGCGGGGCUGCGGGUUGCCAUGGGGAUAUGCAAAUAAGGGGGCCGGCUCGGGGCUCCGAUUGGCUCGCGGGAGCGCGCCCCGCCCAGGAGGGCAGGCCCGGGCGCUCGGCUCUAUAUAGGAGAGCGCGCAGCUCGCCGGCCGCGGAGGCGGGGCCGGAGCGGGGGCGGGGGCGGCGGCGGCGGCGGGAAGCUGCAGCCGGGGCAGCUGCGGGGCGCCUCCCACGCGGCCCCGCGUGGGUCCCGGGGCAGCGGCCGUCGUCCGCCGCGAGGCCCAGCCCGGGACGUCUCCGGCGGCCGCCUCGAGUUGGCGGCGAGAAACUUUUCUCUCCCGCGGCGGGCGUCCCGGCCGGCCCCGCAGCCCGCGGGAGAGGGGGGGAGCGGCCCGGGUCCCUCCGACCCCGCCGCCUCCCGUCGGGGCAGAGCCGCGCGCGGGCUAUGGCCGCGGAGCUGGCGAUGGGCGCCGAGCUGCCCAGCAGCCCGUUGGCCAUCGAGUACGUUAACGACUUCGACUUGAUGAAGUUCGAGGUGAAGAAGGAGCCCCCCGAGGCCGAGCGCUUCUGCCACCGCUUGCCGCCCGGCUCGCUGUCGUCGACGCCGCUCAGCACGCCCUGCUCGUCCGUGCCCUCGUCGCCCAGCUGCUGCGCGCCCAGCCCAGGCACGGGCGGCGCGGGGGGCGGCGCGGGCGCGGGGGGCGGUGCGGGACCGCCGGGCGGCACGGUCGGGGCCGUCGGGGGCGCGGCCGGGAAGGCGGCGCUGGAGGAUCUGUACUGGAUGGGCGGCUACCCGCACCCGCUGCACCCCGAGGCGCUGCACCUGACGCCCGAGGACGCGGUGGAGGCGCUAAUCGGCAGCGGCCACCCCGCGGGGCCCCACGGCGCGCACCACCCGGCGGCCGCCGCAGCCUACGAGGCCUUUCGGGGCCCGGGCUUCGCGGGCGGCGGCGGCGCGGACGACGCGGGCGCCGGUCCCCCCCACGGAGGCCACGGCCACCACCACCACCACCACCCCCACGGCGGCCACCACGUGCGCCUGGAGGAGCGCUUCUCCGACGACCAGCUGGUGUCCAUGUCGGUGCGCGAGCUGAACCGGCAGCUGCGCGGCUUCAGCAAGGAGGAGGUGAUCCGGCUGAAGCAGAAGCGCCGCACGCUCAAGAACCGCGGCUACGCUCAGUCGUGCCGCUUCAAGCGGGUGCAGCAGCGGCACAUCCUGGAGAGCGAGAAGUGCCAGCUCCAGGGCCAGGUGGAGCAGCUGAAGUUGGAGCUGGGGCGCCUGGCCAAGGAGCGGGACCUGUACAAGGAGAAAUACGAGAAGCUGGCGGGCGCGGCUGCCUUCCCGCGGGAGCCCUCGCCGCCGCAGGCCGGGCCCGGCGGGGCCAAGGGCGCGCCCGACUUCUUCCUGUGAAGCCCCCGCGCGCUCAGACCGCGCCCCGCGUCCGCGCCCCGCGCGCCCGCCGGCGUCGGACUUUGCAAGUAUCUCGGAAGCGAGCGGAGGAAGCUGCCUCGUUCCCCGCCGGUCCCCUCGGCCCCCGUCCCUGCAUGUGCCCCCGCCGGAGCGCCCGCCCCGCCUGCCGCCUGCCGCCCGCCCCGCCCCGGCCGCGCCCGUUCCGCCGCUGCAGGACCCCGGGCUGCGCACCCCCGCCGCCGCUUCUCUCCGCGCCGGAUCGUUCUGUUCAUGCUCCCGGGAAACGCGCCUGCUCUUAACCCGAGCGGGAAGGUGACCACAGCCCUCUCCGCACAAACAGCCCCCUUCCGAGGAGAUACGCUCCCGGGCCGCCCGGCCUGGGGUCCGACUGUCCUGUGAAGCCCGUUUCCUUCUGCCCGUGAGCCCCACGGUGUUCCGGGCUCGCAGGCGCCGGGAAAGUUUCUCUGGGUGCCUGGCUUUCCCGGUCUCCCCGCACUCGAGGAAGGGCGCGUCGGCACCAACAAAAUAAACCCGUUUGG